UCUCUCUCUCUCAUCCACAGGCUUUAUCAUAACACCGCAGUCAAAGUGCAGGCUCAGCUUAUGUAGUAUGACUUGACACAGCAGCGAUGUGUUUCAUCUUUAACUCGAACAUUUACUAGAUUUAUUUUAUUUGUUUAUUAUUUUUUUUGCUUGUUGCUGUUGUUUUUAACAAAAAAAAAAAAAAACUACCUCAGUGUUAACACUGACACAGCUUCAGCUAAAAACAGCUGCAAGCUAACAGAGACAGUUAGCUUCAGCGGAGGACACAGCUGCACGCAGCUAGCGCGAGGAAGGGGCAGCUGUUGACACACACACACACACACACACACACACACACACACACACACACACACACACACACUCACCAUCCCAGCUCCGGUAAACGUUAGAGACGAAAAAAGAAAUUAAAAAAUGAACGAACUGGUCAAGUGUUUGCCCUCCCCGACUCUCCCGGGGCUCCACCUGCCGUGUUUGGACACCUACAAAGGCUGGCUCUUUAAAUGGACCAACUACCUGAAGGGCUACCAGCGGCGGUGGUUCGUCCUUAGCAACGGCCUGCUGUCCUACUACAGGACUCAGGCAGAGAUGGCACACACUUGCCGGGGAACCAUUCCUCUGGCGAAAGCCCACAUCGAGGUUGGUGACACCUGCCACCUGGUGUUAACUAGCGGAGGCCGAAGCUACCACUUAAAGGCCACCUCUGAGGGAGAGUGUCAGCGAUGGGUGUCAGCCCUGCAGCAAGCCAAGGCCAAUGCCACUCUCCUGAUGCAUCACUCAGACGACUCAGGAGAUGAAGGCCCUGUACCUCAGGAGGACCGAGCCCUAACCCAAGGGGUGCUCAAGACUCUGGCCAGCAAGCUAGAUGACCUGAGCACCUGUAAUGAGCUGAUAGGAAAGCACGGCGCCGCACUCCAGCGCUCCCUCAGCGAACUCGAGGAACUGCGUGGAUCUGCUGACAGCACAGACAAAGUGAAAGCUGUUAAUGAGCGAGCCACCCUUUUCCGCAUCACCUCCAAUGCUAUGAUCAAUGCUUGUCGUGACUUUCUGGACGUAGCAGAAUCUCACAGCCGGAGGUGGCAGAAGGCCCUGCAGCAUGAGAGAGAGCAGCGUCACCAUCUGGAGGAGACCAUCGAACAGUUAGCCAAACAGCACAACAGCUUAGAGAGAGCCUGGAAGGAGAAUCCCACCUCAUAUACAGGCACGGAGCGCUCUCAGGAGGGGGAUGCGAGUGAUGAGAAUGACGACGCAGAGUUCUUUGAUGCCAUGGAGGACUCCCCUGCAUUCAUAACUGUGACUGCUAGUGGCAACAUACAGCACAAGCGCUCAGGGAGUAAUCAGAGUAUGAUGAGCGGAGGAGUGCCCAAUGACUGGACUCACAAUGAGAACGACAACUCAGGCACAAACCACAUGCAGCUAGGAAGAACAAGACGCAGUCGUAUCCCUGACAAACCAAAUUACUCCCUUAACCUGUGGAGCAUCAUGAAGAACUGUAUUGGCAAAGACCUGUCCAAGAUUCCUAUGCCUGUCAAUUUCAACGAACCGCUGUCGAUGCUGCAACGUCUGAGUGAGGAUCUGGAGUACAGCGAGCUUCUGGACCGAGCAGCUCGCUGUGACUCCUCUUUGGAGCAGAUGUGCCUGGUGGCUGCCUUUUCUGUCUCCUCCUACUCCACCACAGUCCACCGUACAGCCAAGCCCUUCAACCCUCUGCUGGGGGAGACUUACGAGCUGGACCGACUGGACGAGUAUGGUUAUCGCUCCAUCUCUGAGCAGGUCAGUCAUCACCCACCAGCUGCUGCUCACCAUGUUACGUCACAGCGAGGAUGGACCCUGUGGCAGCAUAUCACUAUUGAUAGCAAGUUUCGUGGAAAAUAUAUUUCUGUUGUACCAUUAGGAAACAUUCACCUGCAGUUCCACUCAAGCGGAAACCACUAUGUGUGGAGCAAAGUGACUUCAACAGUGCAUAACAUUAUUGUGGGAAAACUUUGGAUUGAUCAGUCUGGGGACAUUGACAUUGUAAACAACACUACCAAGGACACCUGCCGUCUCAAAUUCUCCCCCUACAGCUACUUCUCCAGAGAAGUCCCACGUAAAGUGACAGGAGUCGUAGAGGACAGAGAGGGCACAGCUCAUUACAUCCUGUCAGGAACCUGGGACGACAAGAUGGAGAGUGCCAAAAUUGUGGACAGCAGCCAAGGAUGCGGAGGCUCUGAAGGCAAACAAAAGACAGUUUAUCAGACUCUUCAGCCCAAACUGUUGUGGAAGAAAUAUCCUCUCCCAGAUAACGCAGAGAACAUGCACUUUUUCUCCUCCUUGGCUCUGACUCUCAAUGAACCAGAAGACGGUGUCGCGCCCACUGACAGUCGCCUGCGGCCGGACCAGCGGCUGAUGGAAGCAGGUCUGUGGGAUGAAGCAAACGUCCAGAAGCAGCGUCUGGAGGAGUGUCAGAGACUGGAGAGGAAGAGAAGGGAGGCACAAGCCAAUCAGGCCCUGGAGGAAGGGCAAGACAUCGAGGGUUACCAGCCACUGUGGUUUGAGAAGAGGACAGAUGAUACAAUGAGAGAAAGCACCUAUGUCUACAGGGGCGGCUACUGGGAGGCCAAAGACAGACAGGAUUGGAGCCAAUGCCCUGAGAUCUUCUAGGACAAAAGUUCACCAUGCACCAUGGCAUCACACAGGCUGGGUGAUUCCCCCUGAUGUAAGGAUACUCUGGACAGUUUUUGGUGUGUGUGUGUGUGUGUGUGUGAGAGUGAGUGAACCAGCUAUUGAAAGUAACCGUCACUCCCUGUAUUUCAAGCACAAAAACAAGCUCCUGCUUUCACUCUCACUAAUCUUACUCUCUUCUGCUCUAUUAUAUUUUCAGAAUGCAUGGCCUCAGUUUGUGUGUCUUUUGUGUACGCUUAUUCAACACUGCAGACAUUUAUGAGAGUACGCAGAGUUCUCAUGUGUGUGUGUGUGUGUGUGUGUGUGGUGCUGAAAUAUUGGCAUAUGCUUUACAGAGAAAUUAUUUCUACGCCGAAUAACACACGUGUUUCUAUGGGUGUGUUACGCGAUAACUGGGGGGCAAGGAGUGGUACAAGGACUGAACAUCUUGUUCCCCCAAAGCUGGAACAACAUGUUCCUCAUGCUGCUGGGUUCUGACAGAGACACCAGGCUUUUUUAAAGGACUGCAGCAGAAGAAAGCAGUCUUCACGCACUAAAAGGCUUUUUCUCAGCAGAACUUGAUUUAUAGAUCCUCCUGAUUCUUGGGGAUUUUUACUAUUCUACUUCUUAAAAUGAAACUGUAUCUUCAAGGAUUCACAGUUCUUGUGUAGCUGUUUACUUUAUUGUUUAAAAUGUACACAAAUAUCAGGGUUCAUCAUCUUGGUAAGUAGCAACAAACAUGUUUUCCUCCCCUAGUUAAAACAGUAGAAAUGGCUAGCUCUAUGAGUGGUUUCUAUUAUUUGGGCAAGUUAGCAAUAACACAACUGCACAGUCACUUGAGAAAGAAAAUACCCCCAAAUCAGAAAAUGAUGCAGCGCAAAAACUAUGUUUUACCAAUAGUAUUCCAUUAGCUGAAUGAUGGUAAUGUAAAGAUUUAUAAACAUCAGGCAAGGAGCGGAGAACAGUUGAAGAAAGGCUUUGCAAUGCACAUAUGCAAAGGUGUUUAUGUGCGAGCGAGCAUUGGUGUACAUUAGUAGCAAAUAUACAUCCUAUAUCCAAUAAUAUUAUAGUUUAUAGUCUUCAGCUUACUGUGUAUUAUAACAUGUACGACUGCCUGAUUGCUUUUGGCCUGUAUAUAGCAAGAAUAUAAUAGAAAUAGAGCACACCUUGUUUAUAAUCACUGUAAGAGAAUAUGGUUUCACACGACUUAAACAUUCACACUUUGGUCACUACUUAAACUCUAUUUGUGUAUACAUAAUCUUUAAUAGAGUCAAGAUUGUGUACCAGUCAAUGAGGAUGUACGGGACAUGAAAUUAUAAUUAAAGUUUAUAAGAUACAGUAUAUACUAUUGAUGAUGCAAAUAAGGUGUUGUUCAAAUAAAGCACAAUGUUAUGUUUACCCACGGGUAAUCAAUACAUGCUACAUGAACUCGACAGUUUCCAUGGCAACAUAUGUACGCUGUAGCUAUGCAUGGUUUUAGAGUGCUUAAGCACUUCUGUAGUGAAAAGCCUCUUCACCUAGUUAAUUGUUUGUAGACUCUUACUGAGACAUGAUGUGAACUCACCUUUUGUGCCCGACGAUCUCAAGAAUAUUCACAUUUUUGAGCUCAAAUAAAAACAUAAAGCCGCCAACCUC
Larimichthys crocea (large yellow croaker) is the source of this 4275-nucleotide messenger RNA. It is a transcript of the gene osbp2a, whose product is annotated as oxysterol binding protein 2a. The transcript is spliced from 14 exons. Lineage: Eukaryota; Metazoa; Chordata; Actinopteri; Sciaenidae. Bases 412 to 2640 code for a protein of 742 amino acids. The record is from RefSeq and is a predicted model, not a curated record. Gene Ontology annotation, molecular function: cholesterol binding. Gene Ontology annotation, cellular component: plasma membrane; perinuclear endoplasmic reticulum; cytosol.